UAAAGCUGGUCCUGAAGAGCGUCACGUGGUCAGGGGGCACAAAAAUGGCGGCGCUCUUGUAGAGGAUUGUGUGUUUUUGGAUUUGGUUUGUAGGCCCAUAUACGUUUGUAAUAAAACUAGAUUUUAUUGGAUGUUGUACACUGUACACAUUCUAUAUUUCGAAAUUAAUUAUACAUAGCAGGUUAAUUGUUAGUUUACUGUUAUUUGGCGGAAUCUGUGACUUCGUUUUCAAUCUUCUUGAUCCGAUUUGUUAUAUGGGUUUGAGAAUGAAGUAUCAGCCAAUCACAGUGUAGGAGGCGGGAUCUUUUCGUGUUCCCAGUCAUGACAGGGAGAAACGUUUGGAGCAGUAGCCGGGAGCGGAUGAGGAGAUUCCCUGAGCUCUUUGCCCGGUGCUCAGCAGAGGCAGCUGUUUAUGGCAAAUGUGUGGUUUCCACUACAUCAGGCAAACAGGAGCUGCAGAAAGAUUUGUGCCUAAAAGAGUUUGAAGCUCUGAAGACCUGCUUCAUCAACGCUGCGAAGCAAAGAAUGAAGUAGAAGAAGCCUGGAUAUACAUGUUGAAUAAACUUUUUGAUCCAUUCAUUCACUCAUCUUCAGAUUCAGAGCCUUUUCCAGAAACACUGUACAUAAGAUUGAAAUACACACUGAGUUGGAUUUGAGCACACAUUCAAAUGAGGAGCAAUGUUUUCAAGCCAAGCCACCCAAGUGCAUGUUUUUGGACAGCAGAAAGUACAUUUAAAACUCCACAGAGACAGUAACCUGAGCUUCAGCUCAAACUGCGUGGUUAAAAUAUUUGUAACCACCGUCAUCUGAGAUGUUUUAUUUACAUUUUUAAAUAGUAUCUGAAAAAAACAUAAAAAAAUGUCCUAGUGCAUACAAAUAAAUGAUCUCUAUGGCA
Molecule: messenger RNA, 895 nt
Organism: Silurus meridionalis
Lineage: Eukaryota; Metazoa; Chordata; Actinopteri; Siluriformes; Siluridae
Gene: ndufaf8
Product: NADH:ubiquinone oxidoreductase complex assembly factor 8
Exons: 3
Coding region: 322-534 (70 amino acids)
Biological process (GO): mitochondrial respiratory chain complex I assembly
Cellular component (GO): mitochondrion
Source: RefSeq, a predicted model, not a curated record